AUGGCAUCAAAUAAUAAUAGUAAUAAUAAUAAUAAUAAUAAUAAUAAUAUAGAUAUUAAAGAUAAAGAAGUAAAAUUAAAAGAAUGGUUUAAUAAAUUUGAUGAAGACAAAGAUGGAUCAUUAAAUAAAAGUGAAUUAAAAAAAGGUUUUAAAGUUCAUGCCAAUAUUGAUAUUAAAGAUGACCAAAUUAUAAAGAUGAUGGAGCUUGCAGAUUCAAACAGAAAUCAUAAAAUCGAAUGGGAUGAAUUUUAUAAAGUUGUUGGUGAUAGUUCAUCACACGAAAUUAAAGAUAUUGCGGAAUUUUGGUUACAGUACAGCAGCAAACCAAUUAUUCAUGCACCACUAGAUGUACCAUCAUGGAAGUUAUUAUUAUCAGGUGGUGUUGCUGGUGCAGUUUCAAGAACUUGUACCUCACCAUUAGAAAGAUUAAAGAUUCUUAAUCAAGUUGGAUAUAUGAAUUUAGAAAGAGAAGCACCAAAAUAUAAAACUGGCGUUAUUUCAUCAUUACAUAAUAUGUACAAGACUGAAGGUUUUGCUGGUCUCUUUAAAGGUAAUGGUACAAAUGUUGUUAGAAUUGCUCCAUAUUCAGCAAUUCAAUUUUUAUCCUAUGAAAAAUAUAAAAAGUUUUUAUUAAAAGAAGGUGAAGCACAUUUAAGUGCUUAUCAAAAUUUAUUUGUUGGUGGUGCUGCAGGUGUUACUUCAUUGCUUUGUACCUAUCCAUUGGAUUUAAUUAGAUCGAGAUUGACUGUCCAAGUUUUCGCUAGUAAAUAUAGUGGUAUUUCAGAUACAUGUAAAGUUAUUAUUAAGGAAGAAGGUGUUGCAGGUUUAUAUAAAGGUUUAUUCGCAUCAGCAUUGGGUGUUGCACCUUAUGUAGCUAUUAAUUUUACGACUUAUGAAAAUUUAAAGAAAUAUUUUAUUCCAAGAGAUUCAACUCCAACAGUUUUACAAAGUUUAAGUUUUGGUGCAGUUUCAGGUGCUACAGCUCAAACAUUAACUUAUCCAAUCGAUUUAAUUAGAAGACGUUUACAAGUUCAAGGUAUUGGUGGUAAAGAAGCUUAUUACAAGGGCACUUUAGAUGCAUUUAGAAAAAUUAUAAAGGAUGAGGGUGUUUUAGGUUUAUAUAAUGGUAUGAUCCCAUGUUAUCUCAAGGUUAUCCCAGCUAUUAGUAUUAGUUUUUGUGUGUAUGAAGUUAUGAAGAAGAUUUUGAAUAUUGAAUCAAAGAAAAUUUCUUAUUCAUCAUAA
Molecule: messenger RNA, 1242 nt
Organism: Dictyostelium purpureum
Lineage: Eukaryota; Evosea; Eumycetozoa; Dictyosteliales; Dictyosteliaceae
Exons: 4
Coding region: 1-1242 (413 amino acids)
Biological process (GO): transmembrane transport
Molecular function (GO): calcium ion binding
Source: RefSeq, a predicted model, not a curated record